AGCAGACGUUAGACGACGCAGAGAACGGAAGUAUUGUCGUUAUUCUUAUGAUGACAGCUGACUCACUUGUUUACAUUGACUGAACUUUGACUCAGCGCGAGGAAUUCAACGUGUAUCGCUUCAGUCCAGCUCCAGUCACAGGUGUAUUAGCCAGGUUAGCUCUGACCUGGUUCAGAUGCAGCGGGUGAGCGAGGCCUUCAGCCUGGAUGAUGACAUGGUGGAUGGAGACCUGGGCGAUGGGAUGAGCUUCUGUGGCCUCCCAGAGUCUCCAGUGGUGCGAGCAGGUGUGCUGCACUGCAGCUCCCAGGCAGGAGAGAUGACCUGGAGACUGAAGACACAGCAGAGAGUGAGCUGGAGGCUUCCACGCUGCGCUUCUCUGAACGACCUGUCCAAAGAUGAGCUGAAAGACAGACUGCAGGAAGCGAGUGAGGUGAUCGACGUGCUGUGCUGUGAACUGGAAGUGGCACAUCGUUACCUGGAGGGAAAAUAUCAGGCUCUGAAGAUCUUACAGGGAAAGUGUGUAGGUCUGAUGUUCUCAGUGCAGGGAGUAGACAAGUCAAGGUGGCUCAACUGUCAUGUGAAAAUACCCCAUGCACUGUUGUCGUCCUCCACCAUGCGUCUCGGCGUCUGCUCCUUCCUGUCAGACAUGCUGGACACCUCCAGUAACGUCUGCUUCUGCUGGACCGAGGGCAAGGUAGAGUCACGCCGCCUCCACCCGCCCUGCUGCUGUGCUCAAAAGCAAGGCAGCGGCAGCGGCAGCAGCAGCAGCAGCAGCAGUGGUGCUUACGCCCUCUGGGUGUUGCUGUGUGUGCUGCACACACUUAUUUGA
Molecule: messenger RNA, 829 nt
Organism: Solea senegalensis (Senegalese sole)
Lineage: Eukaryota; Metazoa; Chordata; Actinopteri; Pleuronectiformes; Soleidae
Exons: 6
Coding region: 176-829 (217 amino acids)
Biological process (GO): negative regulation of Rho protein signal transduction; negative regulation of cell motility
Cellular component (GO): cytoplasm
Source: RefSeq, a predicted model, not a curated record